UCUGCGAUGACAACAGUCACGUUUGUCUUCUUAACUCUGUUCACUUGGCUGGCGUCCUCUGGUACGUGGCUCAGUCAGUGUGGACAUCAUGAAGAAACAGCGUCCCGAAGUGCAUCAUGUAAGAAUGCUGUCAUUCAUAUCAGUGACAAAACAAACCUGACACGUAAUAGAUAUUCUGAAAUGAGUAUUGCUUUUGAGGAGUUUUCCUGCAUGUGCUUUAAUGGAUGUCCAAACCUGUUUAAAAGAGUUACUGUGAAUGCAGAAAAGGAAAACUGGCAUGUCUGCAAAUGUACAGUUCAGCCGUUUUUGGUACUUUUCCUGUCUAAGACAAGCGGUCUUCUGCUUACAAUAGAGACAAAGUAUCAUAAUCAAAGCACAGACCUCAGUUACAGAACUAUCUGUACUUCAUGUCUCCUGCUGAGAUCUGUGGCUGACUGCGCCCACAUCAUUACACCUGUUCUAGUGUACAACAAGAAAACGAUGGAUUAUUUCUGCAUCUGCGAGGUGUGCGACCUUGAGGUCAAAAUCUUACAAGGCUUUGUGCACAGAGGACCUAGAUGUGGAUUUUCAGAAUGCCUUAUCUUUAUACUGUCUCACAUCCAAGUGUCCUCUGAAGGGAAGAGAGCUUACAUCAGCAUUUUCUGUGUGAAGAUACCAUCCAGUUCAGCGCAGUGUACAAAAGAAGCAUUUCUAACACCAGCAGAUGGCAUUAAAUUCCCUGCUUGCAGAGGAAGGAUGAAGAGCGUGCAGCCCACAGACUCCAGCAGAUGGACUGGGAGAUGUUUUCUGUUGGCUGUGUUGGUGCUUGCAGUCUAUACGACAAGAAUCAAAAUAUCAUCAAACAGAGUCAGUCCUGUUCGUGACAAUAAUUCCACAAUUGUGAGGCUUUUUGCAGUGACACUGAGCUGCUUUUCACCAUCACUCUCCAUCUACCAGCUGUCUGAGUUUUCCAUUAUCACUGUCAGCCUCUGCUGUACUCUGGGGAGAACUGUACAUGUGUUAAUUGCCUGCAAGGCUGCUCAUACUGUCAUGAAACACUUCAGUCCUGCACAGCAGCAGCAAUUUAUAGCUCUACCUGUCACUGCGUUGUGUCUCUGGAUGACUUUGUGUGGUUCUUUCUCAAAUAAGAACAUGAACUACUUUUCUACAGAUGUACUUGCCGAGGAUAAUGUGGGAUCAGCACUAAGAUCUUGGGCUGUAUCGGGGCACGUACAGCUUCUAGUUACUUUGUGCUGUGUGUUUGUUUCCCUUCCCAGUUUGUUACAGUCCAUCCUGACUAAACUGAAUAUUUUGAACAUCGUCUUUCAUCUGCAACUGGUUAUGUGUCUACAGAAUUCAAGGAUACCAACAAAGUAUGUGCUGGUUAUUAAGAUCAGUGGAUUAAUUCAAAGCUUUCCUCUGUACCAUUAAAGCUGCCAUAUGCAAAUAUGAACAUCAAAUGAAAUACAACAAAGCUUAAAAAUGUAAAAUUUAAUCCAUCAGUGUCAAUUUGUCACCUAUUUCUUGUAUG
Molecule: messenger RNA, 1510 nt
Organism: Amphiprion ocellaris (clown anemonefish)
Lineage: Eukaryota; Metazoa; Chordata; Actinopteri; Pomacentridae
Exons: 5
Coding region: 7-1410 (467 amino acids)
Source: RefSeq, a predicted model, not a curated record